Molecule: messenger RNA, 2051 nt
Organism: Trichoderma virens Gv29-8
Lineage: Eukaryota; Fungi; Ascomycota; Sordariomycetes; Hypocreales; Hypocreaceae
Exons: 3
Coding region: 256-1971 (571 amino acids)
Biological process (GO): proteolysis; protein catabolic process
Cellular component (GO): mitochondrial matrix
Molecular function (GO): ATP hydrolysis activity; ATP binding
Source: RefSeq, a predicted model, not a curated record
CCAAGACACUUGGUGUGCUUGAGAGCGCACUCUAGAAGAUAUUCGAUUCUUGUUUACAAUCUGAACUCCUAAUAGCGUUGACCCCGCCCAUCCCUUCUGCACAAUUUCUACAUAUUGAUACAAUAUCUUGAGACCCUAUACGAUGACCUGAGCGGGUCGCCACGCCCAUAAGUCAGACCGUCCAACUGCUUGGACCCCUGAACACCACCACUUCCAUUGUCUAGAUAUGCCCUACCGCACGUCUCAUUAUUCACGAUGAUGGCACUAAGCCGGGGGCGUCUCUUGUCCCAUUGGUGCUCUUCCCCAAUCCAGAGAUAUCGAGUCACCCUGCAACCAGGUCGCUAUAGCCGUCAUCUAUCGAUAUGCCCGUCUCUUCGGUCUAAGCAGACGCCAGACUUUAGCUCUGGCUUUACCAGAAGCUAUGAUCCUGCAUUGGAAUCUGGCCGUGGCCCCAUGUUUAGAAAAGUAAAUUUCGGAGUGCCGCAGUUCUACCCUCGUGACUUGAAAAGGCGUGUGGAUGAAUACGUCGUGGGCCAGGACCGUGCUAAAAAGACAAUCUGUUCUGCCAUCUUCAACCACUACCAGAAUCUGAGGAGGAGGCGUCAGUACGAGCAGGAGGACAAGGAGAAACAUGAAAAACUCAUGCGCCAGCGGUUUGCCCGUGAUAGGGAGCUGUCUCAAAGGCGCUGGGAUGCUCUCCCUCUCGAAGACGAAGUUCCCGGACAAAGUUCCUCGGCCCGUCAAGCAUCUGAGCUCGCAUCCGAGGCAAGCCCUAAUGCUCCAAUCUUUAAGCCCGAGGAGCCGGCGGCUGUUGAGCACGUCAAGAUUGACAAGAGCAAUAUCCUCGUGAUUGGCCCGACUGGCGUUGGUAAGACGUAUAUUCUAGAAACUCUGAGCAAGAAGAUACAAGUACCGCUCACCAUCUGCGACUGUAACUCCCUAACCCAAGCAGGCUACAUCGGACAGGAUGUGGAAUCUUGCAUCGAAAGGCUGCUUAUAGAAGCCAAUUAUGAUGUCAAGGCAGCAGAGCACGGGGUAGUGGUUCUAGACGAGUUUGACAAGCUGGCGAGAAGAGAAACAACAACGGGUCGGGAUGUCAGCGGUGAGGGCGUCCAACAGGCCUUGCUCAAACUCGUCGAGGGGACCAAGGUCACUAUCAACGUCAAGGACAACCGCUCGUCUCGUGCUGCUACACCCAUUCCUACAAACUACAAUGCAUCUGGUGCUCCAACAUCAUCGAUGCCAGUUAGCAGCCCGCCAGGCAAAGUGGACCAGUACACCGUUGAUACCACCAACAUUCUCUUUGUCUUCUGCGGUGCCUUCGUGGGGCUAGAUAAGAUCAUUCUUCGGCGAGUCUCAAAGCCGGCAAUGGGGUUUGGAGGAGACGUUCAAAGUCAACACGCCGGGACGGGAAGCACCCACAGCCUGCCAACCGAAACAUACGCCCAUCUAGCACACUACAGCCCACAGUCGGCAUCAAGUUUCACCCCACUAGACUUGGUAGUGUCUGAAGACCUCCAGCGGUUCGGCUUUAUUCCUGAAAUAAUAGGCCGCCUACACAACAUCUGCGCUCUCAGCCCCUUGUCGAAAGAAGACCUCUAUCGAAUUCUCACUGAGCCACGCAAUAGCCUAGUGGCCCAGUAUACUGCGCUGUUUGAGACAUACCCAUCUCAGCUAUACUUUACAGAAAAGGCACUGAGCGCCAUUGCAGAACGUGCCCUCGCAGCCGAAACGGGUGCCCGAGGGCUGAAGAUGGAGAUGGAACGCGUUUUAGCUGAACCAAUGUUUGACGCUCCAACGCCAUACGUUCUUAUCACUGAAGCCUGCGUCAAGGGGCUUGAGAAAGCGGCAUAUUGGGGGAAAGACGGACGCCAUGAGCUUAGCCAGCGGCUAGAGGAAGAGCAGUUCAAUGCACACAACCCAUUGCACUCACUAGAGCAACUGGGGCAGGCAGAGGAAGGCAGGGGGUGAGGCUUGGGAAGCAUGUGGAAACAUAAUUUUUUCGGAAUAGUAAGUGCAUAAGGGCAGCUCGAAGACUUUUCGAAGCAAAC